Limanda limanda (common dab) is the source of this 513-nucleotide messenger RNA. Its product is annotated as extracellular serine/threonine protein kinase FAM20C. Bases 1 to 513 code for a protein of 170 amino acids. Gene Ontology annotation, molecular function: phosphotransferase activity, alcohol group as acceptor. Gene Ontology annotation, biological process: protein phosphorylation. The transcript has 4 exons. Gene Ontology annotation, cellular component: Golgi apparatus. Lineage: Eukaryota; Metazoa; Chordata; Actinopteri; Pleuronectiformes; Pleuronectidae. The record is from RefSeq and is a predicted model, not a curated record.
AUGUACUUUGUCCUGGUGAAGCUCCCUGUUGUUCCCAGGUGGGAGAAGGAACCGAACUACUGUGACAAAGUCAAAAAGACGCCGCCUUACAACCACCGCAACAGAAUGGUGGACGUCAUAGACAUGGCUGUGCUGGACUUCCUCAUGGGCAACAUGGACAGACAUCACUACAAGACUUUUGAGAAGUUCGGCAAUGAGACUUUUGUGCUGCAUCUGGAUAAUGGGAGGGCGUUUGGGCGUCACUCCCGGGAUGAGUCGUCUAUUCUCGCUCCGUUGCGUCAGUGUUGCAGGAUUCGUCGCUCCACCCUCUUCGGCUUGCGUCUCUUGUCCCUUCCCGCCUUCCGUCUGAGUGACGUCCUGCGGGAGUCACUGGCUCAGGACCCCCUCGCCGGGGGGGCACCGCUCCUGUCCGAGCCGCACCUUUCUGCUUUGGACCGCCGCCUUGUAACCGUUCUGCGGGGGAUGCAGACCUGUCAGGAUCAGCACAGCGAUGUCCUUUAUAACGACUUGUAA